This is a messenger RNA of Protobothrops mucrosquamatus (brown spotted pit viper), 1565 nucleotides long. RefSeq names its product CCR4-NOT transcription complex subunit 4 (gene CNOT4). NCBI's taxonomy places the organism in Eukaryota, Metazoa, Chordata, Lepidosauria, Squamata, Viperidae. The transcript has 6 exons. Bases 1 to 1338 code for a protein of 445 amino acids. The record is from RefSeq and is a predicted model, not a curated record.
AUGGCCGAUCUUUCUCCUUCUAUUGACAAGCCAUCAGAUUCUCUCAGUAUAGGAAAUUGUGACAACUCACAACAGAUAUCAAAUAGCGACACACCAUCACCACCUCCCGGUUUAUCAAAAUCCAAUUCAGUCAUCCCAAUCAAUUCAUCCAAUCACAGUGCACGUUCUCCAUUUGAAGGAGCUGUAACAGAGUCACAGUCCCUCUUCUCAGACAACUUUCGGCAUCCCAAUCCAAUUCCAAGUGGACUCCCCCCAUUUCCUAGCUCUCCACAGACGUCCAGUGACUGGCCCAUGGCACCAGAGCCACAGAGUCUCUUCACAUCAGAAACCAUCCCAGUAUCCUCCUCUACAGACUGGCAGGCAGCAUUUGGAUUUGGUUCAUCCAAACAGCAAGAAGAUGACUUGGGAUUUGAUCCCUUUGAUAUCACCCGCAAAGCCUUAGCAGACCUGAUUGAGAAGGAACUGUCAGUUCAAGAUCAACCGUCUCUCUCACCAACAUCUCUUCAGAAUCCUUCCCCACACACUACAACUGCCAAAGGGUCAGGAUCUGGAUUUCUGCAUCCUGCUACACCCGCAAAUGCCAAUUCUCUCAAUAGCACAUUUUCAGUCUUGCCACAGAGGUUCCCACAAUUUCAACAGCAUCGAGCAGUUUAUAAUUCCUUCAGUUUUCCAGGCCAAGCAACUCGCUAUCCUUGGAUGGCCUUUCCUCGCAAUAACAUCAUGCACUUGAACCACGCAGCAAAUCCCUCUUCAAAUAGUAAUUUCUUGGACUUGAAUCUCCCACCUCAACACAGCACAGGUCUAGGAGGGAUCCCCAUAGCAGACAACAACAGUUCUGUAGAGAGUUUAAAUAUGAAGGAAUGGCAGGACGGGCUAAGGGCACUUCUACCGAACAUUAACAUCAACUUUGGUGGACUGCCCAAUGCUACUUCCCCCUCCAACGCCAACCACAGUGUACCAACGUCCAACACUGCCACAACCGACAGCCUGAAUUGGGACAGCCCUGGGAGCUGGAUGGACCCCGCAAUCAUCACAGGUAUCCCAGCCUCCACUGGAAACAGUUUAGACUCUCUUCAAGAUGACAAUCCACCACAUUGGCUAAAGUCUCUUCAGGCUCUCACAGAGAUGGAUGGCCCCAGUGCUGCCCCAACACAGACCCCCCACAAUAACCCCUUCAGCACACAAAUUCCAUUGCACAGAGCCAAUUGGAACCCAUAUUCUCCUCCUUCAAACCCUGCCAGUUUCCACUCUCCUCCCCCAGGCUUUCAGACAGCUUUCAGACCCCCCAGUAAACCCCCCACAGAUUUACUACAGAGCUCAGCGUUGGAUCGUCAUUAGGAAAAGUACAAAAACAUUAGAAAUGCAGGAAUUGCUCCUCCCAGACUUCCUGUACUCACCUAUGGCCCCUUUCAUAAUUUUCUUUCUGAAGAAUCUGGUUCCUGAUCAAAAAUCUUUCCCAACCAGCUUCCAAAUGCAAUGCAAUCACAGGGUCAUAACUAUUUUUUUUCUUAUGUUUUGCUGAGUCGGUGUUUGAAAUACACUGUUUAAAAACUAUUUCUUUAAAC